CAAACUAGAAAAUCUGGAGAGCAAUGGAAAUUCAAAAGGUGGAUUCGACGCGCGCUUUGGUGAGCCACUGGCGCAUUUUUCGGUUAACGGGGCUGCAUUCACCGUCCAAGGAAACUCUGUGGGGCCGCCACUACAGGGCGUACUCGAUAGUGUGGAAUGUGACGUUCCACUUCUGCAUGUGGGUGUCCUUCUCGGUCAACUUCCUGCUGUCCAAAUCGCUGGAGACCUUCUGCGAGAGCCUCUGCGUGGCCCUGCCGCACACGCUCUACAUGUUGAAGUCGUUCAAUGUGUACCUGCAUCGCGACGAGAUGCUCAGUAGCCACCGGUUGCUCCGCCACCUGGACAGGCGCUCGUGCUCCCCCGAGGAAACGCGGAUCAUUGAUGAGGGUGUGGCCAAGGCUGCGUUCGUGUUCCGGGUCCUUAAGCACUGUGUGAUGGGCGUGAUGUUCGUGGGCAUCCUGUACAUAGUCAUGGCCAGCGAACCCACUCUGAUGUACCCCUCGUGGAUCCCCUGGAACUGGGAGGAUUCCACCGCCGCCUACCUACCCACCGUCACCCUGCACACCUUCGCCCUGAUGGAGACGGCAAUGGUGGUCCUCAACCUGACCACCUACCCGGGCACCUACCUCAUCCUGGUCAGCGCCCACACCAAGGCGCUCGCCUGGAGGGUCGCCAAGCUGGGACACGAUCAGCAACUCCCGGCGGAUCGGGUGCAGGAACUCCUGAUCGGGUACAUACAGGACCACCAGGUCAUCUUGAAGCUGGUUAGAUCGCUGCAGAAAUCCCUAUCGAUGACCUGCUCGUUGCAGUUCCUCUCCACAGCCUGUGGCCAGUGCACCAUCUGCUACUUCCUGCUCUUCGGGCAGGUGGGGGUCAUGAGGUUUACCAACAUGCUGUCCCUCCUGGUGGCCUUUACCACGGAGACCCUGCUACUCUGCUCCAUGGCGGAGCUGCUCUGCCAGGAGGGCGAGACUCUCCUAACGGCAGUCUACAGCUGCAACUGGGUGGACCAGCCGGUCCACUUCCGGCGACUCCAUCUCCUGAUGCUCCAGCGCUGCCAGAAGCCGCUGAUCCUGGUCGCCGGGGUGAUAAUGCCCAUUAGCAUGAAGACCUUUUUGAUGAUGAUCAAGGGAGCCUAUACAAUGCUCACUCUAUUAAAUGAAAUGCGAAAAACGACUCUUGAAAGUCACUAGCUGAUGUAAAUUUGCGUAAAGCAAUACUCAAUACAUGGAUUUUCAACAGUCUCGUACGGUUAAGAAACUUAUUUAAAAUCCAAAAGCCACACAAAUAUGAUUAGCAACCACAAUUGCAUUAUGUUGAAUUUCUAAAGUACAAUAACUUCGACUUAAAAGUAUUGGUAUUAUAAUUUCUGUGACGUUUUUAAUUUAUAUUUUAAAGAAUACAACUAUUUGUCUAGGAAGAGUUAAUUUCAAGCCAAUAAACGAAACCCUGCUCUAA
This is a messenger RNA of Drosophila suzukii, 1458 nucleotides long. Its product is annotated as putative odorant receptor 19b. Gene Ontology annotation, cellular component: plasma membrane. Lineage: Eukaryota; Metazoa; Arthropoda; Insecta; Diptera; Drosophilidae. Gene Ontology annotation, molecular function: odorant binding; olfactory receptor activity. The record is from RefSeq and is a predicted model, not a curated record. Gene Ontology annotation, biological process: detection of chemical stimulus involved in sensory perception of smell; sensory perception of smell.